CAUUGUCCUUUGGCCUUUGGGCAUUGGUGAAGUUGCAGUAGUGAGUGCAUAGCUAGCUACAAGCUAUCUUCUCUUUUAUCUCUCCACUUUGUUUAUUUCCGCUUUAGGGUUUUUUUCACCAAAAGUGUCAAGAAGUGGUAAUACCCUCAGCCCAUUCUUGGUUUCUCGUACCAAAUUACACCUCUUUUUCGUGUUUGUCUCGGAAAUCUUUAUGUGAUAAUUAUUUGGUGGGGUGAGAGUGAGUGAGACUACUACAAUUCCUGCAACAGUGUAGUUACUGUGUUCUGGGAUUUUGGGUGUGAAUUCAUUCCAUUUUUUCUUUUUUUGCUGUGUUAUUUUAUUUUAUUCCAUGUUUAUCUGUCUGGUAUGGAGUUCCAUGUGUUCUUGUCCACCCCCCAUAUCCUUUGCUUCCUUGCAGAUUACAGACCCUUUCUGAUUUGAUUCUUUUUGGGAGCUCAUAAGGUGAGAGUUUAGUUCUUUCUUUCUUUGUUUAUAUGUUAGGUUAGAAAUUAGAAAUUAGAAAUUAGAAUCGUUGAUUAAGCAAAGGGGAUUUGGUGUGGUGAAAUAAAGGGGAUAUGGUGUCGAGAUCAUAUUCAAACUUGUUGGAGUUGGCCUCCGGCGAGGCGCCGUCGCCGUCGUUUGGCCGGAUGAGCCGCCGGAUUCCGCGGAUUAUGACGGUGGCCGGAAUCAUGUCGGAUUUGGACGAUGAUGCGUCGGAGAGUGUGUGCUCGGACCGAUCCUCAUCGUCCGCUCAGAGGGAUAGGAUUAUAAUUGUGGCAAAUCAGUUGCCAAUUAGGGCACAGAAGAAAGGGGGAAAUGAGGGGAAAGGAUGGAUUUUCAGCUGGGACGAGAAUUCGCUUCUCCUCCAGCUGAAAGAUGGAUUAGGGGACGAUGAAAUUGAGGUUAUAUACGUAGGUUGUUUGAAAGAGGAAGUUCAUCCCAAUGAACAGGACGAGGUUUCCCAGAUUCUUCUGGAAACCUUCAAGUGUGUGCCCACUUUUUUGCCACCUGAUCUGUUUAGUAGGUACUACCAUGGCUUCUGUAAGCAGCAGCUGUGGCCGCUUUUCCACUACAUGUUGCCCUUGUCGCCCGAUCUGGGCGGGAGGUUCAACCGCUCGCUGUGGCAGGCGUACGUGUCCGUGAACAAGAUAUUCGCGGAUAGGAUCAUGGAAGUGAUUAACCCCGAGGAUGAUUUCGUGUGGAUUCACGAUUAUCACCUCAUGGUGUUGCCCACCUUCUUGAGGAAGCGGUUUAAUCGAGUGAAGCUCGGGUUCUUCCUGCAUAGCCCCUUCCCGUCGUCCGAGAUUUACAAGACUUUGCCUAUUAGGGAAGAGCUCUUACGAGCUCUCUUGAAUUCGGAUUUGAUCGGGUUCCAUACGUUCGACUAUGCCAGGCAUUUCCUCUCGUGUUGUAGCCGGAUGUUAGGGCUAUCUUACGAGUCUAAACGAGGCUACAUAGGGCUCGAGUAUUAUGGUCGGACUGUGAGUAUUAAAAUUCUUCCGGUCGGGAUACACAUGGGGCAGCUUCAGCAAGUGCUUAGCCUCCCGGAGACUGAGGCGAAAGUUGCAGAAUUGAUGAAACAGUUUAAUGGUCAGGGAAAGACAAUGCUGCUCGGAGUUGACGAUAUGGAUAUAUUUAAAGGGAUUAGUUUGAAGUUACUUGCAAUGGAACAGUUGCUUCUGCAGCAUCCCGAGAAGCAGGGGAAAGUUGUUCUAGUGCAGAUAGCCAACCCUGCCCGGGGCAAAGGAAAGGACGUGAAGGAAGUGCAGGACGAGACUUACACAACGGUGAAACGGAUUAAUGAAAACUUUGGCAAACCCGGGUAUGAACCCGUUAUCUUGAUCGAUCAGCCGCUGAAGUUCUAUGAACGGGUUGCUUACUAUGUUGUGGCGGAGUGUUGUUUGGUGACUGCGGUUAGGGAUGGAAUGAAUCUCAUACCUUAUGAGUAUGUAAUAAGCCGUCAAGGAAACGAGAAACUGGAAAAGGUUUUGGGAUUAGAGUCACCCGCUGCCAAGAAGAGCAUGCUGGUCGUAUCCGAGUUUAUCGGGUGUUCCCCGUCUUUGAGCGGAGCAAUUAGGGUAAACCCGUGGAAUAUUGAUGCAGUGGCAGAUGCCAUGGAUGCCGCUCUGGUGAUGGCUGAGCCCGAAAAACAGCUUAGACACGAUAAACAUUACAAGUAUGUUAGCACCCAUGAUGUUGGCUAUUGGGCUCGUAGUUUCUUGACAGAUUUGGAGAGAACGUGCAAGGAUCACGUAAGACGCAGAUGCUGGGGCAUUGGAUUUGGAUUAAGUUUUCGGGUUGUUGCACUCGAUCCGAAUUUCAGGAAGCUUGCAAUGGAUUACAUAGUUUCGGCAUAUAAGAGGACAAGAACCCGGGCUAUCCUAUUAGAUUAUGACGGCACUUUAAUGCCUCAAAAUACAAUUGACAAGAAGCCGAGUGCUAAAACCCUUGAAAUUCUGAAUACUUUGAGUAGAGAUAAGAACAAUAUGGUUUUCAUUGUGAGUGCUAGAAGCCGAGAGAAAUUGGAUGAUUGGUUUUCGUCUUGCGAAAAACUUGGGAUUGCUGCUGAGCAUGGCUAUUUCUUGAGGGUGAAGAAAGAGGAAGAAUGGGAGACUCGGGUGCCAGUAGUGGAAUGCGGGUGGAAACAAAUUGCAGAGCCCGUCAUGCAGCUUUACACUGAAACUACUGAUGGAUCAGCGAUUGAAGACAAGGAAACUUCGAUGGUUUGGUGUUAUGAGGAUGCAGAUCCCGAUUUUGGAUCUUGCCAAGCUAAAGAACUUCUCGAUCACCUCGAGAGCGUCCUUGCUAAUGAGCCUGUCACGGUUAAGAGCGGGCAGAAUACCGUGGAAGUUAAGCCACAGGGUGUGAGCAAAGGGCUUGUAGCGAAACGCCUACUCUCCCUGAUGCAAGAGAGGGAGAUGUCACCGGAUUUUGUUCUGUGCAUAGGCGAUGACCGAUCAGACGAAGACAUGUUCGAGGUGAUUAUGAAUUCGGUGGCUAGCCCGUCCAUGGCCCCGAGUGCAGAAGUGUUUGCUUGCACCGUCGGUAAAAAGCCGAGCAAGGCUAAAUACUACCUCGACGAUACAGUCGAAAUCGUUAGGUUAAUGCAGGGCUUGGCAUCUGUUGCAGAACAACAACAAACGGCCCUUCUAUAAGUAUAUAUAUGUAGGCAGAGACAGGAUGGUUUGUGGAAGAGUUUGUAAAUUACUCCGUACAAAAAAAAAUAUUUAGCAAAAGACGAUUGCGAGGAAACAUUGAAUGUUACAUGUUAUUGUUUUGGAUUUCGCCAGAUGCUUGGUUAAAAACUUAUAUUGAUUUGGUUGCCGUUCCAGGAUUGUGUUCA
Molecule: messenger RNA, 3343 nt
Organism: Ipomoea triloba (trilobed morning glory)
Lineage: Eukaryota; Viridiplantae; Streptophyta; Magnoliopsida; Solanales; Convolvulaceae
Product: alpha,alpha-trehalose-phosphate synthase [UDP-forming] 6-like
Exons: 3
Coding region: 576-3155 (859 amino acids)
Biological process (GO): trehalose biosynthetic process
Cellular component (GO): cytosol
Molecular function (GO): catalytic activity
Source: RefSeq, a predicted model, not a curated record